AUGGAAGGUCGAAACAACAUGGUUAAGACAUCAAAUGUCAAUAGAUGGGUCAAAGGCUUUGAGGUUGACAGGAAUAGUGCUGAUAGUCUAAAGAUCACACAUCUCCAAUAUGCUGAUGAUACUCUAAUCUUCUGUGAUGCUGAAGAGGAGCAGCUUAGAUAUUUGAGGAUCAUCUUAGUAUUGUUUGAAGGAAUUUCAGGACUUCACAUCUACCGGAGAAAGAGCCAUAUUUACCCCAUCGAUGAAGUCCACAAUAUGGAGCAACUGUCACUAGUAGUGGGAGGAGAAGUAGGGUCUCUACCUUCCAUCUAUCUGGGGAUGCCUCUGGGUGCAAGAUCAAAAUCCAAAGAGAUCUGGAAUUCAGUUAUUGAAAAAUGUGUGAAGAAGUUGUCAAGAUGGAAAACUCAAUAUUUAUCAAUGGGGGGAAGGCUAGUCUUAAUCAACUCAGUUUUAGAUUCAAUUCCCACUUACAUGAUGUCCUUGUUCCCAAUUCCAGGUGGAAUUAUACAGAGAUUGGACAAACUCAGAAGAUCCUUCCUUUGGCAAGGGAAUAAGGAGAAAAAGGUCUUCCAUUUGGUCAAAUGGAAAUCCAUCAUAGUGAUGAAAAGGCAAGGUGGUCUGGGAAUCAAAAACUUGAAGAAUCAAAGAAAGACUCUCAAAAUGAAAUGGCUAUGGAGGUAUUCUCAAGAACUCCAAACCUUAUGGAGCAAAGUGAUCAAAGCAAAGUAUGGGGAGGAAAAUAACUGGGAACUCUACCCUGAUAUGUUUGGUUUGGCACAAGACCAACAGAAGACAGUAGCUGAGACGUGGAGUUCUCAAGGAUGGGAACUAAUUCUUAGAAGGCAGUUGAAUGACUGGGAGAUAGUAAGAUUAACUGACCUUUAUAACAAGCUGGAGACAUUUAAAGGAAUACAGGAAGGGGUGGACUCAUUUUGGUGGCAGAGGCAUGACAGAGGGGUCUAUCAGGUGAAGGCAGCAUAUAAGAUUUUGAACCAAAAUAACCCACAGAUAAGAGAUUGGCCAUGGAAGCAUAUAUGGAAAAACUAA
Molecule: messenger RNA, 1047 nt
Organism: Nicotiana tabacum (common tobacco)
Lineage: Eukaryota; Viridiplantae; Streptophyta; Magnoliopsida; Solanales; Solanaceae
Source: RefSeq, a predicted model, not a curated record